Messenger RNA from Colletotrichum orchidophilum, 2961 nucleotides. RefSeq lists its product as uncharacterized. Gene Ontology annotation, molecular function: ATP binding; ATP hydrolysis activity; ABC-type transporter activity. The transcript is spliced from 2 exons. The record is from RefSeq and is a predicted model, not a curated record. NCBI's taxonomy places the organism in Eukaryota, Fungi, Ascomycota, Sordariomycetes, Glomerellales, Glomerellaceae. The coding region runs from base 1 to 2961 and encodes 986 amino acids. Gene Ontology annotation, cellular component: membrane.
AUGAGCCGCAAAACCUUUGGCCUCGACGCCUCGAAUUUACCACAAGACCCGUACUAUCCUCAAGAAGAUCCUAAAGGCCCCAGUUUCCUCGACACAGAAGGAUGUCUAUGUGCUUUACAGGCCACUCCUGCCGGCGGCCCCCCGCAGCCCGCUUGGCAGUGUAUUGGAGACCAAAGUCAGGGAAGCGUAUACACAAUCAGGACCGGCAAAUGGUUCAACGCACUCAAUGGAGUCGGAAAUGCCAACGGAUCCAUCAAUGAUGCUUCAAAUCCGCCAGACACCGGAAAGCCUCUAUUGUGGUUGUCUGGAGCGUUGCGAGAUUCGCCGGGCUCCCAUGGACUCAGUGUUCACGACAGCGCCUGUACCGGCAAGAAUAAUACCAGAUUCUCGACUUCGUUUUACGAAGCGACGGCACAGAUCAACGCAGGUCAGCAGCCAUACAGCGCCGCGCCGUGUUACAGACAAGGGGCUGUUCCGAUAGAAAUUCAGACUUUGGAAAGCUGGCAGGCUGAAGGGUGCAGUCCAGGAUUUCUGUGUGAGAACAAUACCGUUAACUCAAUACCCCAGUACUGCCCACCGUUGGAUGAGUGUCAAAUGGCGAGGUUGGCAUCAUUCACCUGCAGUUUCGACGGCAAGAAUGCCGGUAUGGGCCCCUUCGAGCCGGUUGUUUGCCAAGCCGGAAACUACUGCCCCGAGGAGAGCGACGGCAAAGUUUCUCUUGUGUGUCCGGCUGGCUCAUACUGUCAGCCCGGAGCCGCAACUCCAACGCCAUGCUCGGUCGGUAGCCACUGUCCGGAAGGUUCUUCCUUUGAACUGUUCCUCAUACCGAUCAUCAUCUUAAUCAUUCUCGAUGUUUCAAUGAUCAUCGGCAUGCUUGUUUACCGACUUCGCAAGGGCCUUCGCGAACAUCAAUCAAACAAAAGUCGGAGACCAACCUUGAAGCGUGGUAUGAGCAGCAUGAAGGCUCAGAUCACUGGGUACAGGUCACUUUCGGAAGACGCCGACCGCGAGAUGCUCCCGCUGAGUGCAACGCACAUUCCCAACCGGACCGACUCGUACGGAGGGGGCUUCCAGGCCGCUCUCGACCUCGGGUCUGAGUAUUCCAAUAAUGUGCGACCCACUAGCGAGGUGCUCAACCCGCAGCUGAUGGCAUUUGUCUCCUCGAUGCGACGUGCAACGGACGCAACGAACUUUGGUCUCUCCUUCAGUUACACCAAUCUCAGUUUCCAGCCCAAGAAGAGCUCCCAGAAGAUUCUUCAAAACGUCACGGGGUCCAUCGAUCGAGGAACUUUGACGGCUGUCAUGGGCGGAUCCGGGGCCGGCAAAUCGACCUUUGUCAACGUUCUCAUGGGAAAGACAAAGAACACGGGAGGCACGGUGGCCGUCAACAGCAGUCCGGACAAGUUGAAGCGGUACAAGAAGGUCAUUGGCUACGUGCCUCAAGACGACAUUGUGCUGCCAGAGCUUACCGUCUAUGAAAAUAUUGCCCAUAGCGCAAGGAUCCGCCUGCCACAGACCUGGUCCAAGGUUGACAUUGAAUCUCACGUCGACUCCGUCAUUGACUGUCUAGAGCUCUACCACGUGCGCAACUCUUUGGUAGGAUCAGUUGCCCAACCUGUUAUCAGUGGUGGACAGCGCAAGCGUGUGAGCAUCGGCAUGGAGUUGGCAGCCGCGCCGAUGGCCAUCUUUCUGGAUGAGCCGACGAGUGGUCUUGAUGCUACUGCAGCUUCCUCUUUGAUGCGAACUUUGAAGGCCGUCGCGAGGCUGGGAAUCACCGUCAUUGUCAUCAUCCACCAACCACGUACAGAAAUCUUUGAAAAUUUUGAUAACCUCAUUCUCCUCGGCAACGGUCAAAUCAUUUACGAGGGCCCUCAAGCUGGAGUACAGGAUUACUUUGAGGGCCUUGGCUUCGGGUUCCCAGAACACAGCAACCACGGGGAUGUUGUCACCGACAUCAUCACCGGGAACGGACGCGAGUACAAGCAAAUGGGUGAGAUUUCAAAACACUCGCUCAUCUCAAACUGGUCAGAUCACCGCCAGGCUCUCACGCACAAGGAACGACACGCUUCUUCCAUCAUGAGCAAAAACGGCAUGUACGCCGCGAUCAAACGUCGCGGCGCGCCGGUGUACAAACAGACGUGGCUCUGUCUCCGCCGUGCCAUGCUCCAGCAGUACCGCGCCAAAGCAGCUUUCUGGGCAGAGAUGGGACUCGCGGCACUCGCCGGCUUUCUCCUUGGCCUAGCUGAGAAUUCGAAAAAGGGCAUAUUGUUCACGGGUACCUUUAAAGCGCCGUACGCCAUCCUGUCAACGGCCGUCGACUUCAAGUCGGCCCCCGAACUGGCUCUGCUAGUCUCCAUUGCUGUGGGUCUGGUGUCUGGUGCGCCUGGUGUCAAGACGUUCUCGGAGGAGUUGCUUGUGCAUCGGAGGGAGGCUGAAGCGGGACACAACCGGCUGGCAUAUUUCAUUGCUAAGGUGGUCUCUGUCCUCCCUCGAAUGCUCUUUGGUUGUCUUCAUUUCACGACAUUCUUGUUCUUUCUCACGGUACCCGUGAUCAACUGGGGUCUUGCUUUCCUGACCAACUUUCUUUACUUUUACUGCAUCUACGGAUUGGCGAGUAUUGUCAGCAUGGUAGUCAGGAGAGAGGAUGCUCCUUUGUUUGCGACGAUGAUCAGCCUCAUCGUUGCAAUCUUGUCCGGCGCUGCCCCUCCAAUGGCCAAGGUCAAGGAAUGGCACAUGGAGUGGCUUUGGCGUUCAUCGCCCGGUGUCUGGCUUGCCGAAAUCUACUUCGGUCAGCUGGUUUCACCCUUUGGCUAUUUGUAUGAUGUGGAAUCAGCUGCAACGGCAACUGGCUUCCACUUGAACUGGUUAUGGCGCAACAUGGGAGUUUUGCUUGGAAUCGGAACUAUCUAUAGAGUGGUUGCGUUCUUCGGCAUGGUUUUUGGGCAACGCCGGCGUAGAUAG